AUGUCAAUACAUCAUGGAAUUUCUUGUGAUUUAUGUCGAAAAUUAAAUUUUUCAGGUCGUCGUUAUAAAUGUUUAAUAUGUAAUGAUUUUGAUUUAUGUUCAAUAUGUUAUGAUAAAAAUCAAAAUCUAUCAAUUCAAACACAUUCUAUUCAUCAUCCAAUGCAACUUAUUCUAACAUCAAAUGAUUAUGAACAUAUUUAUUUUGGAUAUAUACGUACACAACGUUCUCCAAUGUCUUUAACAUGUCCUUAUUGUAAUCAAAAUGGUUUCUCAUUAAAUAUUUUAAUUAAACAUAUAAAUGAACAACAUUUGAUAUCAAAUUAUUCUAUUCGAUGUCCUAUUUGUUUUACGCGACAAAAUCAUCUUGUUGAACAUCUUCAUGAACAUACAGAAAAUAAUCUUAUUAUAAAAACAAAAACAAUAAAAAAUUUAGAUUCAGAUGAAAAACAGAUAAAAACUUCUGAAAAAUCGUUAUUAGAAAAACUAUUAGAUAAUCAUUCGAAUAAGAAUGAAAAUAAUAAUCAGAGAUAUUUAUUUAUUCAUUUAUUACUUACGGAUUUAUUAGAUCAAAAAUCUGUCAAUAUGAAUGUAGAAAUAAAUUCAUAA
This is a messenger RNA of Adineta steineri, 606 nucleotides long. Lineage: Eukaryota; Metazoa; Rotifera; Eurotatoria; Adinetida; Adinetidae. The record is from the annotation of a GenBank genome assembly.